AUGGAUGAUACGAGCCUUGAGGAUGUUGCACGACAACUGUCCGACCUUGAAGUGGCUCUCUUCCUGUCUCUCGCCGCCCAUGAACAUUGCUUGAUUGAGACCACGGGCAACUCUGUUCAUGAUCUUGGCAGAGAACUAGCGCUGAUUUGUUCGAGCACAUUUGAUCUCUCAUAUUCUAUUCUUGAUUGUGGCUCUGGAACCUCCAUCGAGGAUAUCCAUAAUGAGAUCCUCACUGCAGACGCCCGCAAAGCACUCGUCCGCCCGUCAUACUCUCGGGCGAAGACCGAGUCGUCCAGCAAUCUUUCGUCCUACAUUGGCGGACAUCGGGACCGCAGCAAGUCCCCGAUCCCGAGUAUGGUAGUUGACGAACCAAAUGUGGUCAACGUUAUCAUUGCCAAGGACUUGAACCUAACUAGCGAGGACCUUCAAGUCCAGUUAUUGCAGCUAAUGCGGACCCGGCAGUUGGUCACGGAAAUCGGUAUCCUCAAUGCGCCUCUGGAUUUCUUGCUUGUGCCCCUCGUGGCGCGAGACUCUGGCGAGCUACGUCCGCCAUUGAAGACACAUCUGCGUGAUCAGCUGUUUAUCUCACAUUUCCACGCCCCUGAAGAUGGAUUCGUCUAUCUUGAAGAAAACGACUGGCUUUCCGAUGGCCAACUUUCUGCGUCUUCGGUUAUCCAUACCCCAAAACCACUACAAAAGUCGAAUUCGAAUGUCAACCGCAUGGUGAUAGAAAAAUUCCGUGAAGCCAGCAACUCAAUUACUAUAAGUGCUGAAGUGGCUCGGUAUAUCCAAGACAUCGUUGUUUUCUUGCGUCUCAGUCGAGCAGUUGCUGGUGGAGUUUCAGCGAGGGCGAAUAACCACUUUUCCCAGCUUGCACAAUUUUUGGCACCGCUCCAUGGUAUCGAUUACCUCACACCUUCGAUUGUGGCAUUGGCUGCGAGGAAGGUAUUUCGCCAUCGCAUCGUCAUCGCCUCCCCUGAUGAUGAUCGAAGCCUCCAAUAUGGAAGCGACCUCGCCGCCGUUUCCCGUGUAUUAGCUGACGUGACACCGGACUCGGUUUUAGAUGGAGUCCUGGAGUUAGAACCACCAAUCUAA
Molecule: messenger RNA, 1095 nt
Organism: Penicillium longicatenatum
Lineage: Eukaryota; Fungi; Ascomycota; Eurotiomycetes; Eurotiales; Aspergillaceae
Exons: 6
Coding region: 1-1095 (364 amino acids)
Source: RefSeq, a predicted model, not a curated record